AAAAUGACUAAUGCCGCUGCUAAGAUAUUCACAUUUCAAGAGCUUGCUAUUGCUACCAAAAACUUCAGAGAAGAGUCUGUUGUGGGUGAAGGAGGUUUUGGGCGUGUGUACAAGGGUUAUUGUUCCGGGAGUGACGGGGAACAGGUAGAAGUUGCAGUGAAACACCUGGACAGGAAUGGGAUUCAAGGAAACAAAGAAUUUGUGGUGGAAGUUCUGAUGUUAAGCCUCUAUCAACAUCCUAACCUCGUUAAUAUGGUUGGUUACUGUGCUGAAGGUGAUGAACUACUCCUCGUCUAUGAGUUCAUGCCUUUGGGGUCUCUGGAAUAUCAUUUACAUGAUGUUUCACCGAACGAGGCCCUGAACUGGAAUACAAGGAUGGAGAUAGCACUUGGUGUAGCAAAAGGCUUAGAGUACUUGCAUGAUAAAGCCAACCCUCCAGUGAUUCAUAGGGACUUGAAGGCUUCUAAUAUCCUUCUAGGUCAAGAUUAUCAUCCAAAGCUUUCAGAUUUUGGUCUAGCCAAGCUUGGUCCUGUUGGUGAGAACAGCCACAUUACUACUCGAGUUGUCGGAACCUAUGGUUAUUGUGCUCCAGAGUAUGCUAGUACUGGUCGACUCACUUUUAAAUCUGAUAUCUACAGUUUUGGUGUUCUCUUGCUUGAACUCAUCACCGGACGAAAGGCGAUUGACUUUACCCUGCCAGCUGAAGAGAAUACUCUAGUUAACUGGGCAACACGAUUGUUGAAAGAUCCUAGGAAGUUCCCACACAUGGUAGACCCACAACUGCAAGGCCGCUAUCCUACAAGUGGCCUUAACAGAGCUCUAGCUCUUGCAGCUUUAUGUGUACAACAGGUAGCUACCAAACGACCUCCCAUGCGGGAAGUUGUGGCUGCUCUUUCACGUUUAGCUUCUCCAACUUAUGGAAGAGCUCCAUCUCAACAAAACUAA
Molecule: messenger RNA, 945 nt
Organism: Papaver somniferum (opium poppy)
Lineage: Eukaryota; Viridiplantae; Streptophyta; Magnoliopsida; Ranunculales; Papaveraceae
Product: receptor-like cytoplasmic kinase 185
Exons: 4
Biological process (GO): protein phosphorylation
Molecular function (GO): ATP binding; protein kinase activity
Source: RefSeq, a predicted model, not a curated record